Molecule: messenger RNA, 2022 nt
Organism: Hemicordylus capensis (graceful crag lizard)
Lineage: Eukaryota; Metazoa; Chordata; Lepidosauria; Squamata; Cordylidae
Gene: PRIMPOL
Product: primase and DNA directed polymerase
Exons: 14
Coding region: 554-2017 (487 amino acids)
Biological process (GO): error-prone translesion synthesis; replication fork processing; mitochondrial DNA replication
Cellular component (GO): nucleus; mitochondrial matrix
Molecular function (GO): DNA-directed DNA polymerase activity; chromatin binding
Source: RefSeq, a predicted model, not a curated record
GGAACUUUAUCCAAUGAAAAGAGCGGGAAAGUGCCGGGAAUUCUUCCUCUGCCUGCUUCCUCGGUCUUACCCGCUACCGCCUUUCGCAAAGAGGGGCUGCCGCGCCCACCCACCAUCCACACGUACACUUUCUUCAGAGAUGUUUUUCCUCAACUUAAUUGCUAUAUCUAAUUAGGAGUCUAAACAUCAAAUGCUAGUGAUUACUUCUCUGCUAAUGCCUGUCAUGAACACCGGACAAAGAAAGAAAAAGUGGGAAGAAAGAGUAAAGGACAUCGAAAAGCUUGCAUCUUGGUAUAAAGAAAGGCCUCUCAGCUCACGUUACAGACCACAGCUGUCCAAACCGUGGCAACCAUCUUCAGUUUGGAAGCUGUUUCAUCGGCAGUCUCAAGCAUUUGAUUUUGUCAAGACUUGUAAAGAGGUACCAUUGUAAAUUAUUGCGAAGGCUGUUCAUGUAUUUGCUUUGGAAAAGGAUGCUGAAAACAAGCAGAGGUUUUACCUUGUGACAACAUACACAGAGCUUUGGUUUUAUUACAGACAUAAUAGAACAAGUCUUAUGCACAGCUAUGAAGUUAUUCCUGAAGAUGCAGUUUGCAAACUUUACUUUGAUUUGGAAUUCUGUAUACCAACAAAUCAAGGUGCUGACGGGAAGCACAUGGUAGCAGACUUAAUAGAGUUUGUCUGUGAAAAAUUGGAAGAGCACUAUGGAGUAAAAUGUGCAGCUGAAGAUGUUUUAAAUUUAGAUUCCAGCACUGAAGAAAAGUUUAGUUGCCAUUUAAUAUUUCAACUCCACAAUGCUGCAUUUAGAAAUAAUAUUCAUAUAGGUAACUUUGUAAGAACAAUUUUGCAGCCUGCUAUGCUCUUAAUUAAGAAUAAAGAUGUGAUGGUUCCAGAAAAACAGGUCAGCUCUACUGUUCAGUCUUUCAAAGCUUCCACCGAUUUGCCUAGUAGUCUUGAACACCAGACUCUAACCCAUGAUGGAUCUGAAAACUGGCACCUGAAUACACACAGAACACUGGAAAAGGAUUCUCAACAGAAGGAAAAUCCAGAUCUUUCUUUUCUAGUAGUGAAUAGUAAACAUGGUAGAAAGCAACUGUUUGUGGAUCUCGGUGUUUAUACAAAGAACAGAAACUUCCGGCUAUACAGGGCAUCAAAAGCAGGAAACCAUAUAAUUUUGGACAUUGCUGAAGAUAAUAAGUUUGUUCCCAGACCUGUAAAGGAUACUUCCACAGAAGAGCAAUAUUUCCUUUUUUCUUUGAUCUGUAAUGUCAGAUUUUCAAACAGUUUGAAAAUUCUGUCCUGUAGCAAUCCAGAGGAGACCAGAAAAAAGACUGUUUGUUUAGAUGGCAACGUCCCUAGUCACCUUCCAGGCACCAUAGGAGGAUACCAGUGUUCGCCUUAUCCAGAAAUUGAUAACUUUGUUCUCUCUUUAGUCAAUAAAGAUAAUGUUAAAGGAGGGAUACGACGAUGGAAUUAUUUUUCUCUUGAACAGCUUCUUGUGUAUGACAUCUCCAACUACCGCUGGUGCAAAAAUAUUGGCAGAGCUCACAAAAGUAACAAUAUAAUGAUCGUAGUAGAUCUGAAAAGGGAGCUUUGGUAUCAAAAGUGUCAUGAUCCUAUUUGCAGAACAGAAAACUUCAAAUCAGAGAGUUCUCCGUUACCAGCUGAGGCAUGCCUCCAGUUCCUUUACAAAGAGGAUGAAGAAUAUGUAUAUACAAUGGAUGAAAAUGGGAACAUAGAAGAAAAAGCAAAUAUAUAUUAUAAUCCUCUGGGUUUGACAGACAACAUUUCUUUAACAGCAGCACAAGAAGACAGGGAGCCAAGCACCAAGAAAAGUUUGAGUGUCAAGUGGGAUGAUGAUAUGGAUGACAUCUGUUUUUUAGAAGCUUGUGAGGAUGUGGAACUAGCUGAAGCAGCUGAAAACUUUCAGCCCCAGAGGAACUGGCAUAUGGAUGAAAUACCAGAUGACCUUCUAAUAGAUGCUUUAAGCAAACAUGAAGUUGAUAAAAUAAAGGGAUAAAUCUA